Messenger RNA from Cladophialophora bantiana CBS 173.52, 1227 nucleotides. RefSeq lists its product as uncharacterized. Lineage: Eukaryota; Fungi; Ascomycota; Eurotiomycetes; Chaetothyriales; Herpotrichiellaceae. The record is from RefSeq and is a predicted model, not a curated record. The transcript has a single exon. The coding region runs from base 1 to 1227 and encodes 408 amino acids. Gene Ontology annotation, molecular function: O-methyltransferase activity.
AUGUCGGCCACACAGUCAGAAGAGACUGUCUCAGAACUAGGCAAGAAAAUAGCAGAGCUCGCCAAAGCCUUCGAUAACCGCUGCACCAUGGAGUCUCUUGAAGGAACGCAGGGAUCUUCAAGCGAAACUGGCUCUUACCAUAUGAGCCCGCGAGAGACAUUGAUUCUCCUACUGAAUAACAUGCUCGACAAAGUCCAAGGCCCUACUCGCACUCUGAUUGAAAUGGUAAACACGGCGCGAGUCAGGCUUUCCGUUAUGCGCAUUAUCAUAAACUUCAAUCUUAUCGCCAACAUACCGGAUAGUGGCUCCAUAUCCUUCAACAAGCUCGCCUCUAUCGUGGGAGCUAAUCGGCUCGAGCUGGAGCGUGUCCUUCGCUUCGCGUUCAGCCAAAGAAUCUUCCAGGAAAAGAUUCCGGGUUCGGGGGAAGUGUCGCACACGGAACUGUCGAAAGCAAUAUCAGCUCUAACUCCAUGGAUUAAGCUCGUGCUGUCUCCGGUGACUAUACUACCGGACUUAUCCCUACCGGAGGCACUAGAAUCGAAGAACAGCAGCAAGGCAGCCGCAGAGUUGGCAUUCAAGAAAAAUUUUUGGCGAGUCCUUAAGUCAAACUCUAAAUUCGGCGAAUUUCAAGACGGAUUAAGAUCUCUAUCAAUCGCUCAAAAGGCUUGCUUAGAUCCUGUUGGCGAUCUAUUUCGCUGGGAGGAACAAGCUAAAGCUUUGAUUAUUGACCUCGGGGGAGGAGACGGCUAUUCCGCGAUCGAAGGUGCCAGAAAAAAUCCCCAUCUUCACUUCAUCGUGCAAGAUCUUGAAGAGAAUCGAAUCCGGGCGGAGCAGAAUAUUCCUCAGGAUCUGAAAAAUAGGGUGAUUUUCCAAGCCCACGACUUCUUCACUCCACAGCGCCAAAUUAUUCGGCAUCCUGUGACCAUUUUCAUGAAAUCGAUACUUCACAACUGGUCAAACGAUCGUUGUGUGAAAAUUCUGAGGCAGUUACUGCCCCUACUAACUCAAGAAGGAAGCCGACUUCUUGUGCAGGAGUACCUCUUGUCGGAUUGUGCCCACGUUCGAGCCAUGGAUGUGACAAUGCUGACGUUAUUGAACUCAGGGGAAAGGACCAUCUUCGAUUUUGAGGCAUUAUUUCACGAGGUGGACAAAAGAAUGCGAAUCGUCAAGGUUUGGGAUAGUGAAGAGUGGGGUACGAGGAUAUUGGAGGUAACUGUCGACUCUUAA